Drosophila mojavensis is the source of this 886-nucleotide messenger RNA. RefSeq lists its product as uncharacterized. The record is from RefSeq and is a predicted model, not a curated record. Bases 42 to 668 code for a protein of 208 amino acids. NCBI's taxonomy places the organism in Eukaryota, Metazoa, Arthropoda, Insecta, Diptera, Drosophilidae. The transcript has 2 exons.
UUUACUCAGCUUUGCAGCUCAGUUUCAAUCUGAAGGCAAACAUGAACGGCAGCACUUCAAUAUCUCGCUGGCUGACAGCGCUAAUCUGCCUCGGGCUGCUUAUCAGUGGGAGCGCAGCUGAUUUGCGUAAGGACAGCACUGCAGCCGAUUCGACCGUGAGGAAGAUUGAGAGGCUCUACAAUGAGGUGCUGGAGUCGAGCAUAAGUAGCUACCGGCAGAAGGUGCAGAGCACGAACAGCUCAAUUGAUAUUGAUUUCGAGAUGCUAGACAAGGCGAACAAUGAGAGUUACUAUAGCGCGGCAUACCUCAUAUUCUUCCUCAUUCACGACGACUUCAAAGGGCGGCAAUCAGACGAGUUGAAAUUCUCCAUUCGCGCCUUCUUCGCCAAAGCCCGAUUAGAGUUGCGAAAGUACUCCGAAGCCACACAAACAACGAUUGAGGAGAUACUGCAAUAUGUGUCUCGUUGGCAGACCGAAACCGCGGAUAGCAUCAUCCAGGCCUACAUGGAAUUCCCCAGCAAGCUGCGAGAGACGGUGCCGGAGCUACAGUUAAUGGACUACACGGCCCAGGGAAGAAUUAUUAUAGAGGCCGUUGCCCAAGCAAUUGGAGAUGCACUAAAUGCACUCCUAACUCCUAGAAAAUCUUUAAGAAACUUAAUUACCAUAUAAUUGAGAUAAUUUGAACGCAAUCGUUACACAGCCAAAGAUAACUUUAGAUACAUUUGCGCAUUAUUAUGAAUUCGAAUUUGUAUACAUUUCUACUUGUAUAUAUUUGAUAUAUAUGGAUUUAUAUAUUUACACCUGAUAGACAUAAGAAACAGCAAUAAAUUCAAUAUUUGAAAAAAAUUUGAAACGAAUAUUAAACUUAAUUAAUUGUUUUCUUCGUA